Messenger RNA from Puma concolor (puma), 1548 nucleotides. RefSeq names its product adenosine deaminase 2 (gene ADA2). Gene Ontology annotation, biological process: adenosine catabolic process; inosine biosynthetic process. The record is from RefSeq and is a predicted model, not a curated record. NCBI's taxonomy places the organism in Eukaryota, Metazoa, Chordata, Mammalia, Carnivora, Felidae. Gene Ontology annotation, molecular function: adenosine deaminase activity.
AUGCCUGUGGAUGGCCCAUCUGGGUGGCCAGCCCUGCUCUCCCUGCUUCUGGCCGUGGCGAUGCCUUUUUUCUGCUCAGCCAUAUCCAUAGAUGAAGCAUGGAACCAGCUGUUGAUGAGAGAGAAGAUGAUGCAGCUGGGGGGGCAGCUGGUGCUGACCGAACAGGAGGAGCUAGCCAAUGAGAGGCUCAUGGCCCUCAAAAAGGCUGAGGUGACACAGGCGAUGAGGACCCAGAAGUUCCCUCCCAGCAUGCACUUUUUCCGGGCCAAGACUCUCAUUGAGAAAAGUGAGGUGUUUAAUAUCCUGAAGAAGAUGCCAAAAGGGGCUGCCUUACACGUCCAUGACUUCAGCAUCCUGAGUAUGAACUGGCUGGUGAAAAAUGUCACGUACAGGCCCCACUGCCAUUUCUGUGUCACCCCAAGCGGGUACUUGAAGUUCAAAUUUGCUUAUCCAGCGCCCCCCACUCCUAAACCAGCAGAAUGUUCGGAGUGGGUUUUGCUGGAGAAAUAUCGAAAGGAGCUACAGAAUGUCACUGAGUUUGACAACAGACUUCUUCAGACUUUCACCCUGAUGACCGAGAACCCUGAGGUGGCUUAUGCAAACCAAGAUGCUGUCUGGUCCAAGUUUAAUAGUAUCUUCUUCACAAUCUCUGGCCUUGUCCACUAUGCACCAGUGUUCAGAGACUAUGUCUUCCAGGCACUGGAGGAGUUCUACCAGGACAAUGUACUCUACCUGGAGCUCAGAGCCAUGCUGUUCCCGGUGUAUGAACUGAACGGGACUGUCCAUAGCCAAGAGUGGUCAGUGAAGACUUACAGAGAAGUGGCUUGUAUGUUUGCAGAAAAGCAUCCUGGGUUUAUUGGAAUGAAAAUCAUUUAUUCGGAUCACAGAGUCAAAAAUGUGUCCUUCAUCAUGAAAUCCAUCCAAACAGCCAUGACGCUCCGAACCAUGUUCCCCAGGAUGGUGGCAGGGUUUGACCUGGUGGGGCAUGAGGAUACUGGCCACUCCUUGUAUGACUACAAGGAGGCUUUGAUGAUUCCCACCUUGCAUGGCGUUAAACUGCCUUACUUUUUCCAUGCUGGAGAGACAGACUGGCAGGGUACUUCCAUAGAUAGAAACCUUCUGGUUGCUCUAAUACUGAACUCUACCAGGAUUGGCCAUGGAUUUGCUUUGACAAAACACCCAGCAGUCUGGGCUGACUCCUGGAAGAAGGACAUCCCCAUAGAAGUCUGUCCCAUCUCCAACCAGGUUCUGAAACUGGUGUCUGACUUGAGAAACCAUCCUGCUGCUGUUCUGAUGGCCACUGGGUACCCCAUGGUGAUCAGUUCUGAUGACCCGGCAGUCUUUGGUGCCAAAGGCUUGUCCUAUGAUUUCUAUGAGGCCUUCAUGGGUAUUGGGGGAAUGGCAGCUGAUCUGAGGACACUCAAACAACUGGCCAUGAACUCUAUCAGAUUCAGCACCUUGAUGGAUAUUGAUAAAAAAGCUGCCAUGAAAACCUGGGAGGAGAGAUGGAAUAAGUUUGUAGCUGACCUGGCCGGGAGGCCAAAGUGA